Leucoraja erinaceus (little skate) is the source of this 1259-nucleotide messenger RNA. Its product is annotated as serine/threonine-protein kinase ULK1-like. Gene Ontology annotation, biological process: autophagy; peptidyl-serine phosphorylation; autophagosome organization. The transcript has 9 exons. Gene Ontology annotation, molecular function: ATP binding; protein serine/threonine kinase activity. The coding region runs from base 408 to 1259 and encodes 283 amino acids. Gene Ontology annotation, cellular component: autophagosome; cytoplasm. NCBI's taxonomy places the organism in Eukaryota, Metazoa, Chordata, Chondrichthyes, Rajiformes, Rajidae. The record is from RefSeq and is a predicted model, not a curated record.
ACAGGGAGAGAGACAGAGAGAGACAGACAGACAGCAGCAGCAGCAAGAGCCGCAUCCUUUGUGUAGCCGCUGUGACCGGUCACUGUGUCUCUGGGCUAGAGCGCGGCUACAUUGUAGCAACUGUCCGCUACUGUAACGUUAUUGUGUCGCUACUGUAUCCAGCGCCGGGAGAUCGCUGCGGCUGCGGCCCCCUGUCCCACAUACACGCACACACACACAGUGGCAGCCGGCGGCUGGGCCAUGGCAGCCGGGCCGUGUGUGAGGGGACCAUGAGCCGGGCGCACAGGCCCGGGGUGAUGGCGAGAGGCGAGUGCAGCUGCAGCGGCCCCGACACCGGCACCGGCCGCCCGUGACACAGCAGCGGGGACCGGGGGAGCCGAGGCCGAGGCUGAGGCCGGGGCCCGGGGAUGGAGACUCUGGGCAGGUUCGAGUUCAACAGGAAGGAUCUGAUCGGACACGGGGCGUUCGCCGUCGUCUUCAGAGGCCGCUGCACCGAGAAACAUGACUGUGAAGUUGCCAUUAAAUGUAUUAACAAGAAAAACUUAAUCAAAUCUCAAACCCUUCUGGGAAAGGAAAUAAAGAUAUUGAAGGAACUGAAGCACGAUAAUAUUGUGGCACUCUAUGACUUCCAGGAAAUGGCAAAUUCCGUCUACCUGGUGAUGGAGUAUUGCAACGGGGGAGACCUAGCCGAUUACCUGCAACGUAAGUCCACUCUUGUGAUCCCAGCCAGACUGUCCAUCCUGGGGUUAAAGGCUGCGACUGUCUACCCUAUCUACCAGGCACGUGCCGUCAAGGUAGGCAAGGUAGGCAGUCUGAAAUCCUGCCUUUACACCGUGGACCGCGUGCAUGAGUUGCGCUGCUCGCUGUACAUGGCCACCAGCCGACUGCGCAGUCGCAAGCAUCUGGCUUGCGGCGACAUUGUGCGGAUCGCCAUUGUACAUGGUGAGUGUCCUGCGAUGCGUGUCACGGGGAGAACGUGCAAACUCCACACAGACAGCACCGCCGAGGCACAGGAUCAGAAUCGGUCGGUCUCUGGCCGCGGUGAGGGGCAGGCAGCUCUCGCCGUGCUGCGCGGCCGUGGCCGCCUGGUUCUGGCACCAGAGGUGAUCAUGUCCCAGAACUAUGAUGCCAAGGCAGACUUGUGGAGUAUCGGGACAAUUGUGUACCAGUGCUUGACUGGCAAAGCCCCCUUCCAGGCCAACAGUCCACAGAACCUCCGCCUAUUCUACGAGAAAAACAAGACCUUGAUCCCAAAGUAA